CUUUCUGAGGCUACCUAAGGCCUCUAAUUGGCUCUACUAUGAGUGGUUUUAUUCUGAUAUGGACAAAGCAAUAUUUAACAUGAAAAAUGAAUUUCAUAUUUGCCUAAAAAGUUCAUUUCCAAAUCUAAAAGUCAUGAAAUUAAAUAGAGUUCAAUGGUGUAAAAUUCGGAAGUUGCUGGGAAAACCACGAAGAUGCUCACAGGCAUUCUUUGAUGAAGAAAAAAAUGCUUUACAGAUCAAACGAGAUAAAAUGCGAGUUAUAUGGCAACUUGAUUAUGAUAAGACAACAGAUAUAAAUUCAAUACCAAUGAUAAACAACUUUUUAGGUCAAUCUCAGCUCGUGCCUUCCUCUUCUUCACUUCUCACCGAUUUUUUCUUGGCCCGAGAUCUCCCACCUACCGUUCCUCACCCCCUCAUAAUAGGAUCAAGGGUUGUUGCUAGAGUGAGACACCCGUGCGAGGGUAUGUAUCGGGGUAGAAUUACUGCUAUCGAUCACUCCCUCUGGCUUUACCGGGUCGAAUUUGAUAGACCAUAUCUGGGAACCCAGUCAGUUCCAGAUUUCGAAAUUGCGGGUUGGAAGGAAGAUGGCCAGAUACAAGUUCUCGAUGUUAGGUCCGUCCUUGUUAAUGCAGUUAUGGCUCGUUCUUCCUCGAUUGUCGGGGGUGGCGUUUGCAUAACCAACAAUUCUUUUCACCAUAAUUCCGCUCUUGGUAGCUAUCUCAAUCCCGAUGAUAGCUAUAAUAUGGAUAAUAAUAAAGGUAACGCCUUCAAUACUUUUACCCGCUUCGUUAAUUAUAAUACCAUUAAAUCGCCUCCGGCUUCUUGGUUGGUUCUCUCCCCUAGAAAGACGGGAACCGGGGCUAGUCAUAUACAAAACAAGGCGCUCUUAUCCCCGACCUUCAAAAGAGGUCUUAAAGGUCAGACCCACGAAACAAGAAGCGAAAACGGAGAUGACUUUUUUAGCGAUAUCGAUAAAGAGACGUAUAAUAAUAAUUUUUUAUCGAACAACUUUUCCGAAUGCACAUCAACUCUAUUGAGCUUGGACGGUUGGCCUAAUAUCGUGCUCCACAAUAUAGCUCAGGAGAGGGCCGAGAUGACUGGUGCUCCUUUAAUUAGUAAUAAUACGUCUCAACUUUCUACUGCUACCAGACUGGAGACUAUAGUUAGAAUAGCUGCUUGCUACAAGAUGCUGAUGUUUAAAGCCAAAUACCUUGAUUCCCUGCGUAAAAUGAACAGGGAAGCCGAAAAGACCCAGCACAUAUCAUCCCCAACUCACUCCUAUCCAGACGAUUUCAAAUUGCGUUACGCCGAGCUGAUAGUUAAAAUAAAGUUACGGGACAAGGCCCUCAAAGAUUUAUGCGAUAGAAUAUGCCUUUAUCAACAAGGUGCCAAGGUCGAAUCCGAUUCCACGGGGGGAGAAAAAGUGCCGCGCAUGAUCGUAAAUUCGAGAAUCGGCGGUAAUCAUUUCGCGGAAGCCUUCAAAGUCAUAAGAAACAUAAUAACCGCAAAUUCUCUUAAUUACCCGUGUUUGGCGGAUGUCGCACUUAAGCAUUUCGAUAAGGUAGAUAACGAGAAAGGUAGCAGGUUUCCACCUAUAAGUGAAGCUGAUAAUAACAAUACCUGUACGAAUGGCGAAGAAGAUUCAACUAUUAAGAUACUAAAUUUAAUUGCUAGGUACACAUCUCUUUUGAUACAGCUUAAAGAUUCUCCAGGUCAACAAUACCCGCUAACCUCCUUAGGAUUCGACGAAUCAGGUAAAGAAAGCUCAUUACUAUCAUUUCCUCUAGAAACUUUAAUGAAAAGCGUUUCCGGAAUUCGAGAUAAUCAGAUCGAGACCGCGAAUAUCUCAUUUUUUCAGGAUAACGUUGAAAUACACAUCAAUCAUUUGAAAAAUAUGAUAAUUAACUCACGUUCUAAAUCUACGAUAGAAGAUUCCGAACACAUUUGACGAUUUUUUUAAAAAAAAAGAAACAAAAAUUAUUUUUUACACCCGGGUAUAUAUAAAAAGGUAUUAUUUUUUGGAAUG
This is a messenger RNA of Gordionus sp. m RMFG-2023, 2026 nucleotides long. RefSeq lists its product as uncharacterized. Gene Ontology annotation, molecular function: DNA binding. Bases 59 to 1948 code for a protein of 629 amino acids. The transcript has 5 exons. The record is from RefSeq and is a predicted model, not a curated record. NCBI's taxonomy places the organism in Eukaryota, Metazoa, Nematomorpha, Gordioida, Chordodea, Parachordodidae. Gene Ontology annotation, cellular component: transcription repressor complex; nucleoplasm. Gene Ontology annotation, biological process: regulation of cell cycle; DNA-templated transcription; regulation of transcription by RNA polymerase II.